Molecule: messenger RNA, 1390 nt
Organism: Myotis brandtii (Brandt's bat)
Lineage: Eukaryota; Metazoa; Chordata; Mammalia; Chiroptera; Vespertilionidae
Gene: DSCC1
Product: DNA replication and sister chromatid cohesion 1
Exons: 9
Coding region: 9-1007 (332 amino acids)
Biological process (GO): maintenance of mitotic sister chromatid cohesion; mitotic sister chromatid cohesion
Cellular component (GO): Ctf18 RFC-like complex; chromatin; nucleus
Source: RefSeq, a predicted model, not a curated record
CUAAAAAUAUGGUGAUUCGUGGUGAUAAAGAUGAACAGGCUGUGCUGUGCAGUAAAGACAAAACCUAUGACUUGAAGAUAGCAGAUACUUCCAAUAUGUUGCUUUUAAUUCCUGGUUGUAAAACUCCAGACCAGCUGAAGAUGGAAGAAACCCACUGUAACAUUAUUCACACCGAGAUCUUUGGUUUUUCUAAUAAUUAUUGGGAACUAAGAAGAUGUAGACCUAAAUUAAAGAAGCUAAAGAGACUUUUAAUGGCAAAUACCUAUGAAGGACCUGACAGUCAAAAAGAAAAGGAUUCCAAUUGCUCAAAAUAUACCACUGAAGAUUUGCUUGAUCAAAUUCAGGCAAGUGAGGAAGAAAUAAUGGCCCAAUUACAAGUUCUAAAUGCCUGUGAGAUUGGAGGUUAUUGGAGGAUUCUUGAAUUUGAUUAUGAGAUGAAACUUCUGAAUCAUGUAACUCAGCUUGUGGAUUCUGAAUCAUGGUCUUUUACUAAAGUUCCUUUGAAUAUAUGCCUUCAGGAACUUGGACCAUUAGAGCCAGAAGAAAUGAUUGAACACUGUCUUAAGUGUUAUGGAAGAAGAUAUACAGAGGAAGGUGAAAUUUAUUUUGACUUGAGCGCUGAUAAAAUCUGUAGAGCAACAGCACAAAUGCUACUUCAGAAUGCAGUGAAGUUCAACCUCGCCGAGUUUCAGGAAGUGUGGCAGCAAAGUGUCCCUGAAGGAAUGAUAACCAGGCUUGAGCAGCUUAAGGGUUUGGCCUUGGUGGAUAGACAGUCAAGACCAGAAAUCAUAUUUUUGCUAAAAGUAGAUGAUUUACCUGAAGAUAAUCAGGAACGUUUUAAUAGUCUAUUCUCUCUAAGGGAGAAAUGGACAGAAGAAGAUAUUGCUCCAUAUAUUCAAGAUUUGUGUGGAGAGAAGCAAACCAUAGGUGCAUUACUCACUAAAUAUUCUCGAUCUUCGAUGCAAAAUGGUGUUAAAGUUUAUAACUCAAGAAGACCCAUUUCUUAAAAGAACAACAGUCUUUUCUUUGCAACUAAAGUUCCUUUAUAAAGUUGCUGGUUAUUAUAAGAAAAAUAUGCUUUUAUGCAUUUGUAUUUCAGACUUUUAAAAACCUUGUACUACGAGGCAUUUUUCUUUUCAUCUUAAGCAUUUUGAAACUACUGCUCUUCUUUUUUCUUAAAUGUAAUAGGAUAUUCCUGUCUUUCAAGUUAUGUUUGUAUUAGGUACACAGUAUAAACAAGGACAGAAGAAAGUGUUAUUUCUUAUGUUUAGUAUAUCUCUAUAGUUCAUUUGGUUUUAUUUAUUGAAAAUAUUUGCUUUUUAAAUAUUUAAUAUUGUAUUUCUUUCAUUAGGAUUUGACAUUGUAAUCAUUAAUAAAUUUAAAUUUUUUU